This is a messenger RNA of Electrophorus electricus (electric eel), 762 nucleotides long. It is a transcript of the gene cryba2b, whose product is annotated as crystallin, beta A2b. Gene Ontology annotation, molecular function: structural constituent of eye lens. Gene Ontology annotation, biological process: lens development in camera-type eye; visual perception. NCBI's taxonomy places the organism in Eukaryota, Metazoa, Chordata, Actinopteri, Gymnotiformes, Gymnotidae. The record is from RefSeq and is a predicted model, not a curated record.
UUCUGUCAGAUCCUGCUGACUGGACAGGGUGCGUGCCCACACCUCACCGCUAUAAAACCAGCUACCAGCACCCUGCCUUCACUGUCAUACAGGAUUUAUGCCAGCUCGACAGCGGUCAUGAACCCCCAACUGGAGCAGGUGCAGGGAGGAGCGUGUCAAUGGAGGCUCACGGUGUUUGAGGAGGAGCACUACCAGGGCAGAAGCUGCCACUUCACCUGUGAGUGUCAGAACAUUCUGGAACGCGACUUCAGGAAGAUCCGCUCCAUGAAGGUGGAGGGAGGCGCAUGGGUGGGUUUUGAGUACCCAGAGUUCCAGGGUCAGCAGUUUGUCAUGGAGAAGGGUGACUACCCCUGCUCCCAGGCCUGGAGCGGGAACAGCAGCUAUAGGACAGAAAACCUGCUCUCCUUCAGACCUGUUAGAUGUGCUAACCACAGUGACAGCAAGGUGACUCUCUACGAGUCUGAGGAUUUCCAGGGCCACAAGUUUGAGAUUUGCAAUGACUAUCCAUCACUCCCAGCCAUGGGCUGGUGUAGCAAAGAGGUGCCAUCAAUCAAAAUCAACUCCGGAGCCUGGGUGGCCUAUCAGUUUCCUGGUUACCGUGGAUACCAGUACAUUCUGGAGAGAGACAGACACCAAGGAGAGUUCAGAAACUACAACGACUACAGCACCCAGGCGCAUUCCAGCCAGAUUCAAUCUAUCCGCAGAAUUCAGCAUUAAGCAUUCAGAAUUCAGCAUUAAGACCUAAUUCACUUGUCCCCUCCU